Molecule: messenger RNA, 1997 nt
Organism: Stylophora pistillata
Lineage: Eukaryota; Metazoa; Cnidaria; Anthozoa; Scleractinia; Pocilloporidae
Molecular function (GO): protein binding
Source: RefSeq, a predicted model, not a curated record
CACGCAUGACCCAAACAGUAUGACGUCCCUAUUUUUAUAUGAUGCGGGCUCAGCAAUGGAGGCUUCUCUGGAGGCCUUAAAAUCGGUAUUCGAACCAGAUUUGGUGAAAAAGACGCUCUCUUUGAUGCAAGUCUAUGUGAGCAACAUAGUGAAAGACCCAAGCAAUCAGAAAUACAGGAAAAUUCGAAUAAGUAACCCUAAGUUCAAUACCACCAUCUGGCAACUGGAACAAGCCAGGACGUUUUUGCUGUUUGCAGGGUUUGAACAGGAGGGAGAUUUUCUGUUUCUACCCUCUUCUGUAAAACUGGAUGGGGCCAAACUGUUAAUUGAUGAAGCUCUUGGUACCUCACCAUCAAGCCAAGCACUCCCUGUUACUGGUAAUCCCUCAUCUGUAUCUCAACCCAGCAGUGUGCUCAAGCUUAAUAAACAGAAAGACUCAAGCUUGUUUGAUCAAGAUGUCAAGGCAGAUCUCACCUUGCUGUCCUACAUGAAAGAAAUGGGUUAUGAUAUUGCCAUGGCAGAAACAGCUCUAAUUGCAACCAAAAACAUUGGAAUUCAGCUUGCUAUAGAAUGGAUAAACCAGAACCCUGAUAAAGCAAAGGCACCACUCAGGUUUUCAGGAGCUAAAGUUCUCCAGGGUAACACACAGAUUAACAAUCAGGAACCAAUUGCUUGCAACUUGCCAGCUGCAUCAGCACCAGUUGCAUCUAGAUCCCAAAAGACAAUAGAUGAAAGGCAUAAAUUCCAGGAAAAACUCAGACUGGAAGCAAUUGAGGAGGCAAAGUUUUAUCUGUUCGUCUCUCCAAGGAUUCAACAGUUCAAGCGUUAUAUCAAGAAGUUCUAAAGCAAUGGCCCACAAAUGACGCUGUAAGCUUGGACGACAUUUCCCUUAUGACAUCAUUUCCACAGAGAAGAAUUUGUGACUUAGAAAGUACUUUACAAGCAGCAGGUUUGGUGACUCGUGCAACUGUUGUGGUGCAGAAAACGGAUCAACAAGGCGUCGUCGUUCAGGGAGAGGGAGCAGUGUGCGGUGUACGAAAUAUCACGAAACUCGACGACUGGCAAUCAAUACAGAGUGAGCGGGACAAACUUAUUGUUGUUCAGUUUUAUGCCAAUUGGUGUUCAUUAUGUAGGUCUGUUUCAGACCCAUACGAUUCGUUAAACGCUAAAUAUGGAAUGAACAGACAAGUUUUAUUUGUACGGGUUAACAUCGACCAGUUGAAGGUGAUAAAACACCAACAGAGAAUCACGUCCCUGCCUACAUUUAAACUCAUUUGGAACGAACAGACAGUAGCUCAGGUAGAGGGAACUGAUAUGGAGGAUCUGAGGCAACAAAUCGAGGAAAACAUGAAGGGGCCAAGUGACACAAUACCUCAAGAAGAACCGUCGCAGGAUGAUUUGAACCAUGACCCGAGAUGAUACAUGGCUGAAGUCCGACUGACCUUAAUCAUGUGAUUAUUUCAUCAAAGAGCUCAACGUUUUUUGCUCGUGAUAGAGAGUAAACAUGGCCACCAGUUGAUGGGGAAAGUAGAAAUAAGUUCAAACGCGGACAAUCAAGAAAGAGAAAUGGAUAUUGUUAAAAGACAAUUGGCAUCUUGCAAGAAUUUUCAUUUAAGUGUAUUUUUAAACUUAUUUAAGAAAAUAAAAAAUAACAUAUAUUAGAAAAAGCCAUUCAGUUACUGUAAGCAGUUGAUUAUUUCCUAUUCCUUUUGGCGGUCUUAUCUUUCAGGCUCGACAAGCCUAAUUUCCUUUUGACGGAAAUAUUACGAGAGUUUAUAAAUAGCAGACUAUCCAGUCCAUUCACUAGGUGUUGUUAUCCAUAACCCUUUCAAUGUCUGUCGAUGUUUGGCUCAUUUUGCACGGAUAGUCGUGUCCCUAACUGAGACUGAGGAGGCCAAGGACGGCUAACUUUACUUUGAACAUGAUAUUGAACAAGUUGCAAACCCUAAAGCCAUUUUGAUAAAGCAAGAAACACUAAAUUGCCUGAUUUCACUCCA